Molecule: messenger RNA, 2615 nt
Organism: Chironomus riparius
Lineage: Eukaryota; Metazoa; Arthropoda; Insecta; Diptera; Chironomidae
Source: the annotation of a GenBank genome assembly
AUCAAAUUAAGAUUUAUGAAUACGACAAGUUUACGAAAAAGUCGGAAUUUUCAUUUCGAAAUGACUUGCGGAUAAAAUUCAUCAAAUGGAUGCCACAUGAUGACAAACUACUUGUUAUCUUACACACUGAUAUCAUCUGUAUUCUAUCCGUCAUCUGUGAAGCAAAUGCGCUCAAACUCAUUCGACAUUAUGAGCCAUUAAAAGCUAGAGAAAAGUUUUUAAGAAAGUCUAAUAACAAAAUUGAAAUGUUGAAUUACGUUUGUGAUGAAUCUUCAAUGGCAGAUGAUGACGACAAGAUAAUAAAGUCAGUUAUACAAGAUUAUCAAAACGGAAUCAUCACGGAUGUUUCAUUUCACUCGAAUGGAUAUGCUUUCUGUGUGACAUUUUUGGACAAUACCAUAAUGCUGUGUUCGGCAAUGUUAUGGGAUGUAAGACGAGUCUUUGCUUAUCCUGAUUUUCACAUAAAACAAUGUCAGUUCAUAUCGUAUUGGAAUGGUAAUAAUAAUAUCAGCAGCAAUAAUUACAAUUCAUCUAAUGUGUUGUUGACUCUAACAUCAAAUAACGAUCAAAUGAUGUUGACAAGCUUGAGUGACCUGAAUUCAAGAAUGUUAAUUGAUAUGCAUAAUGUAGUCAGCUUUGUGCUCUCAACAAAUGGCAAAUUGUUGAUAAACUUGCAUCAUUCUGGUGACUUGCUCGUUUACAAUUUAGAAAAUCAUCUGAGUGCUCUAAACAAAAAGAUCGUGACCGAUACAAAAGUUAAUCACAAUGCAUUUAAUGACGAGCAGAAAAACAACCGUGAGGGACUCGUGGAUAUUCAAAUGAAGAUGAAAAAAGCAAUGCCAAAAGCUCGUCUGCUUCCAAUACUGAAAGAGUUUGGUGAAUAUCCAGAGAAGUUUCGUCCAAUCAUGUGGAAGACACUACUUAAAUUGCCUGAAAAUUGUGAGUCUUUUGCCAUUUUAUUAAAAAAAGACUUGUAUCCGAGCGUUCGAGUAUGUAUGUCAAAUUACGAUAAACGACCAUCGUCGUUAGAUGACCAGAAGACACUGAAUAAUCUGAAGCAUAUUAUGUCGUGUUUAUUUCAUUGGUCAAAAGUAUUUGAAAAUGUGGCAUAUUUAGCAAAGUUCAUAUUUCCAUUCGUAAAAUUGAGUAAAGGAGACUUGAUAUUUAGCUUUGAACUUAUUGCAACACUUAUGCUCAACCACUGCCAAUUGUGGUUUGAAUUUCUACCCCUGCAAAUGCCAUACAAUUAUCUGAAUCUUAUCGAGAAUGUUCUAAUGGAAAUGGAUCAUAAAUUAUACGAAUUUUAUAAAUCAAAGGACAUAACAAGUGAACAUUACGCAUUGCCAUUAAUGCAGAGUGCUUUUUCUGAGGUUUUGGAUGAGCAAACAUGGCCUCAAUUGUGGGAUCAUAUUGUGUCAAAUGAACCAUGCUUCCUCAUUUUUAUAAUUGUCGCAUAUAAUUCAAUCCAUAGGUCAAUGAUAAUGAAAAUGAAAGACAUCGAUAACAUCGUGACUAUAUUUCAUGAACAGAACUGCAUAAAUUUCAAGAAACUCAUGAAAAAAUCCUAUACAUUCAUGAGAAAAUGUCCAUUGAACAUUCAUCCGAAACAAUAUAUGGCAUCCUUUACUCCGCUAUCUCAUGGCAUGUACCAGAAAUUCGAGCAUUACCAAAAAAAUUUAAUUAACGUUGACGUGACAGAGCUAAAUACUCUUCGUGAGGAGCAAAAAGUUCUUGAUUGUAAGCUUGCCGAAUUGGAUAAAUAUGAGAAAUCAAUUGAUGCACGUUUGGAAAGCUUUUUGAUUGAUGAGGAAUAUCAAAAGAGAAUGAAAGAAAUUGAGUCACAGUACGAGAAAGCACUCGACGAAGAGGAACAACGAAUUAUUUACCAAAGGAAGCUUUUACUGUUAAAUACCAGGAAGACAUACGAAAAGGAAAUUGAGAGUCUGAUUCAAAUCAAAAACACUUUCCUUCAGAAUCAAAUUGGUGCAAGUAAGAAGGAUUUGGAAUUGAUGUUGAACAAAUAUGAAAAGCAGCGGAUACGAGAAGAUAUCGAAAUGCAAAUGACAGAGGAAAAUUUAAAGCUGAAAGAAAUUGCAGUACAAAUGAAAGCUCUUAAUGUUCGAGAUAACAGCAGGAAGCAUGUUUCACUAGAUGAAACGUACAAAGACAGUGUGGAGAAAUUAGAAGAACAACAUAAGAAGUUCAUGGAUGAAUUGAGUCAGCUUGAAACAUUCACGCCGCCAUACCAUAAUUCUGAGACUGAAACAUCGAUAACGACAACCACGUCAUCUCAAAACUCGUCCCAUUCUGAAAUUGACGUUGUUGAACGAGCACUUUACGAGAUUCAAGAUGAAUUUAAUAAUUUGGUAGGAAAAGAUGGAAACAAAGCUGAUUAUAAGUGGAAUAUGAAGAAGCUCGAAGGAGAGGUGGAAAAGCUGGAACAUGAAAUUAAUUUUCUUUUGGCAGACCUUAAAGCAUACUGAUGCUUUGGCUUGAUAUAACUUUAAAUUAAUAAACUUUUUUGUGUGAGCUUAACACAAAAUUUAAUAAUAAUUGAAAUGUUAAGUACGUUUGUGGAAGUCUUCAUGUUUCGUGUGUAUUUUAAAGAAAAGUUU